Necator americanus (New World hookworm) is the source of this 1008-nucleotide messenger RNA. RefSeq lists its product as uncharacterized. Gene Ontology annotation, biological process: mRNA cis splicing, via spliceosome. Gene Ontology annotation, cellular component: spliceosomal complex; cytoplasm. Lineage: Eukaryota; Metazoa; Nematoda; Chromadorea; Rhabditida; Ancylostomatidae. The record is from RefSeq and is a predicted model, not a curated record. The transcript is spliced from 8 exons. Bases 1 to 1008 code for a protein of 335 amino acids.
AUGUACAUGUACAUAAUGGCUCACCACGAGAAGAAAUCAAAGAAGAGCAGGGAACGUUCAAGGAGUAGAGAUCACGAUCGAAAGAAAGAUCCGAAGAGAAGUAAGAAAAGACAUCGCAGUUCAUCUUCUGAGGAGAGUUCGAGCAGCGCCUCAGAUCAUGACGACCGGUUCCAGUCUGCUCUCAACAAGCAAAGAGAAGAGAAGAAACGUCUACGGAAACUGGAGAAGGAACGUUUGAAAGAAAAGGAAACACCGGAGGAAAAAAGGGCUCGACGCUUGGCCAAAAAACUCAAGAAGCAAGAAAAGAAGAAAAAGGAAGACAGCUCCUAUCUACCUCCUCAACUUGCCUAUACUAAUCUGAAUAAUCCAUUCAACGACGUGAACCUGACUGAAACCUUUGUUUGGGGGAAAAAAUUGGAGCAAGAAGGGAAGUCAAGCUAUUCUCGGAAGAAAAUAGAGAAGGAAACACGUGCUCGCGUUGAGAAGAAUCUACGCGAGAUGGAGGAAUUAAAACGUACUCGUGAUGCACGUCUUGCAGCUCGUGAAGAUUUUGAAAUGAUGCAGCGAGAUGCGGACCGAAAAGCGCAUGCUGAAUGGACGGGCAAGGAGGCAGAAUUUCAGUUGAAACAGGCUAAGGUGCGCUCUAAGAUUCGCAUUGAACAGAAUCGUGCCAAACCGAUAGAUUUGUUAUCGAGAUACAUCCAAUUCGGAGACGAACAUGUCGACGGAAAAGAUGACCAAGAGACCGACGACUUUGAGCUAGAGGACCCUCUCAAGUAUUUGAAGGGACUUACUCAAGAUGACUACGAAGACCUAGUAGAAGACAUUAAGGUGUACCGCACACUGGACGGCGAUCGCCACUCCGAUUUCUGGAGGGAUGUUCGUUGCGUGGUCGACGAUGAACUAAGGAAACUGAGAGAUGAUAGAGGUAGACUUGGCACUUCAAUCCACGGCUCGGUUCAGCAAGAUGUUGACAAGAUAUUCAAGGUAAAUAAGGAUUUUGUUUAG